CGGAAAUGUUUGUUAAAGAUCGUGAUAAAGAUGUUAACAGUAUAUUUAAAGUCACAUAUUACAUAGAAAUGCAGGCAGCUUAAAUUUACCAAAGUGUGUCACAAUAGUGGAAUUCUCAUUUAACUACUACUCUCGUGUCAGUUUGGGGUGAAAACAUAGCUAUGUGUCAGUCAACACCACAGAAGCAGGAAGCUCAGAUCCUCCACCUCCUUUACAGGAGUUAGGUUAAAGGAGGAAACUGGGAUCGAUCAUAUGAUGAGCAGCCCUGCAGGUUUGCGACAUGGGUCACAGCUGCCAGGACUGGAUGGCAGCUUUACCCGAGCAGCUGUGGGACAUUCCUCUGACACACCUGGCCAUACCUGGAAGCCAUGAUGCCAUGAGCUACUGUCUGGACAUAAACUCUCCCCUGGUGAGGUCUGAAUCGAGCUCUUUCCGGCUUCUGGACAGACUCUUCUACUGCUUCACCAGACCCAUCAUUUUUAGAUGGGCUACAACACAAGAUAAAAGCAUUGAGGAGCAGCUUUCGAUGGGGAUCCGGUAUUUUGACCUCCGCAUUGCACACAAACCCAAUGACUCAUCCAGCAACCUGUACUUCACACAUGUUAUAUACUCACAUGUAACAGUUUUGGAAACACUUAUGUCUGUUGCCACGUGGCUGGAGUCUCACCCAAAGGAGGUUGUUAUCCUUGACUGCAGCCAUUUUGAGGGAAUGGACAACGAAUGCCAUGAAUCAUUCAUUUUCUCCCUGAAGAUAGUGUUCGGCUUAAAACUCUGUCCCCGGGGGGUAUCAGUCCUGACCUUGCGGAGUCUGUGGGCAUCUGGUUACCAGGUCAUCCUGUCCUACGACUCCCAGACUGCAGCAGCACAUCAGGAGCUCUGGCCUAACAUCCCCUACUUGUGGGCCAACCAGCGCACAGCACAAGGAGUGAUCAGCUACCUGGACUGGAACAAAGAUAUGGGCCGUCCAGAGGGCUUCUUCAUCUCUGGCCUGAACCUGACAGCGGACAGGUGUUACAUCACCAAGAAUCCAAAGCAGUCCCUCCGGACGCUGACUUUCAGUAACUGGGAGUGUUUGAAGAAAUGGGUGGAGGAGCAGGUACCUGGGUCAGACCACAAGAGUAUAAACAUCAUCGCAGGAGACUUUGUGGGGCCACUUCCACUCUGCUCUCUGGUCAUUGCACUGAACCAAAAACUUGUCUGGAAGAACAGCAGUCAGAUAAAAAAACUGACUGCAUCCAAGUGGAACUGAAGCCAAAAUAGCUACUGUAUACCUCCUUUUCUCUCUUCUGUUUCUGUCACUAUAUAUACUGUUUUCUACAAUAAGAGUUUUAAGUUAAUGAAAAAGUUUCUCUCUCUUCCAUGUUACAAGUGCUAUGGAUGAGAAAAAAUAUACGAUGGGGAUA
This is a messenger RNA of Monopterus albus (swamp eel), 1403 nucleotides long. It is a transcript of the gene plcxd1.2, whose product is annotated as phospholipase C, X domain containing 1, tandem duplicate 2. Gene Ontology annotation, molecular function: phosphoric diester hydrolase activity. The transcript is spliced from 6 exons. NCBI's taxonomy places the organism in Eukaryota, Metazoa, Chordata, Actinopteri, Synbranchiformes, Synbranchidae. The coding region runs from base 281 to 1249 and encodes 322 amino acids. Gene Ontology annotation, biological process: lipid metabolic process. The record is from RefSeq and is a predicted model, not a curated record.